UUUUUGCACUUCCGCCAGUGAUUCGGUUACCUGUCAUCAAGAAAAAGAGGAGUGACAAAUCUAAACAAAACAAUCGAGUAGAAAUGAGUACUAGGUCUGAAAAAGAAAAGCAAAAAGUUCAGCAAGAAAAAUUCCAGGCUAUUUUGUCUAAUCUUCUGAAAGAUGAUGACAACAAAUACUGUGUAGACUGUGAUGCGAAAGGUCCAAGAUGGGCAUCAUGGAAUUUAGGCAUAUUUCUAUGUAUAAGAUGUGCUGGUAUACAUCGAAAUCUUGGUGUUCACAUCUCCAAAGUAAAAUCAGUCAAUUUAGACACCUGGUCCCCAGAACAAAUAGCUAUGAUGAUGGAAAUUGGGAACAGUCGUGCCCGUGCUGCAUAUGAAGCCAAUCUUCCUGACAAUUAUAGGCGACCACAAGCAAAUGGGGCACUGGAGAGUUUUAUACGAGCAAAAUAUGAAAGUAAAAAGUACAUGGCAAAGGAAUGGGUUCCACCAAAACCUUCAGUACCAAAAGAAUUAUUGGAAGAUGACAAAGACAAAAAGAAGGCCAAGCCAAAAUCAGGACAUAUAACCUUGAGUUCUGUACCAAGAGUAAAUUCUGAACCACAAAUGGCAACACAUUCUAGUAAACCAGCUAAUCCUAAACCAGUACAGAACAACUCGAAACAAGCCAGUACACCACAGCAAUCUGCUCCUCCUCCACCUCCAAAGAGUUCAACCACAGGAGAUUUAAUAGGCUUAGUGUUUGGUCAGCCAGCCACAGUUGAUACAACAACUACUAUAUUAGAUGCCCCAACAGCAAGUGAAAAUACUUCUAGCAGUUUACUUGACGACUUUAUGGGUAGUUCUACCCCAUCUUCAUCUAGUCAGCCAGCAACACAAACCAAUACAGCACAGGUAUCAAACGGCAGUCUGGAAGCAAAUUUAUUCGGUGAAACUCCUAGUACAGAGAAAACCUCGAAUGUAUCAACAAAAGAUUCAAUCAUGGCGUUAUUCGGCGGUAGUCAACAAACACAACAACAAUUUGGUGUUCCAGCCAAUACGUGUAGCUAUACUUCACUUUACGAGGAAGUGGGUGGGGUAAUGUCCUCUACUUACAACACUAACCCUUUUCAGACAUCAAUGAUGUUUGCUUAUGCUGAACCAGGUGGGGUAUACAUGCCACAACAACAACAGAUGGGUCCUGGAAUGUAUAAUAUGCAGCAGCCCCAACAACAACAACAACAACAAACAAUGCCACAGAUGAAUGUGCAACAGGGCAUGUAUGGUAACCAGAUGGGGAUGAUGGGUAUGCCACAAGGUCAGAUUGGUAUGAGCUCUAUGGGUGCGAUGCCUCAGGGACAGAUGGGAAUGCAGCAAGGCAUGAUUGGAAUGCCAGGUGCCCAGAUGGGAAUGUACGGACAACAACAACAACAACAGCCUCAGAUGCAGCAAAUGCAGUUUCAACAGAUGCAACAGCAGAUGGGCAAUAUGAAUUUAGGCCAACCACAGAUGGGAAUGGGAUGGAGUGGCCCUCAGUCAUCGGGACAUACCCUGUCUACAAACUUGUGGCAAUGAUAGGAGUAGAGGAGCUUAGGGACAACAUUCCAUCAUCCUCUCAUACAUAUAUAGUACUCUCCAUCAAACUAGUGAUGAAUAUAAAGGACAUUGUUUGUAAGGGUAUCCACAAACAUUGAGUUUGUUCACAGCACUAAACCAUUGGGGUUUUAUUUACAGAUAGGGAUUGUAAUAUUUGUUUAUCAGAAAGUUAAAUGUGAUAGUAUUUGUUUUUUAAUAUGUAUAAUAUACUAGGUUUUGUAAAGAGAUGUUUUAAUACAAUUGUAUGAAAAAUACAUAUGAUUUAUUUUACAUUUAAUCUUAAAUCUUGUGUUUGCCAUAAAUUAAUAGUUUAUUAUUUUAUGUGCUGAAGACAUUAAAAAAAUAACUAGAGUACAGUAUAAAUUUAUAUAUCCCUACUUUGAUCUUUUAUUUGAAUAACAAUAUAUUUGACCACAAAUAUUGACAUGUGCUUUUUUGUUAACAAAAAUAUGUUGUGGUGAAAUUCAUAUUAUAAUCCACUAAUCUGAUAAUUAGAAUUAGACAGAUUAGGGAACUAUGCAUGUUUUCAUUCACAUAAAUUCCUGUAUCAGAUCAUUUCAUCUAAUUGGGUUUGUUCGACUGAGCAGUUAUAGGCAUGUUUGUUAUAUCUUUAAGCUACCCUUAGGUUAACACAUAAGUAACCCAUUAGUAAUCAAAGAAAUAAAAGCUAAAAAUAAAAUAAAUAUUGUUAUUAAACUGACUGUAAGUCACAACAUUCAAGUGUGUCUUGCCUAUGUAAAAAUAGACUGCAGUUUCAACUUUGUUUUUUAAAUCUUGAGCAACAUUAUAAAUGAACAUUUAUUUAAAGUCUGACCACUUGCCCCUAACUGCUGUGGGUUCAAACUCCACCAGGGACUGGAUUUUUUUAUGUGAGGAAGCUAUCAAGCUGGUUUAGGGAACAAGGAUUGUUCUUCAAUAAUGCACAAAGUGGCACCUUAGGUACUCCUCCAACAAUAAAGCUGGAAAGUCACUGAACUGUGUUUGUACAUAAAACCCACCAAAAAUAUAUAUAUAGAAUCUGAUUUAUGAUAUAAACACACAAAAAUAUACUGAUUGAUAUUGAUGGUAUAAAAUACAAGUAAGAAAAGAAAAAAAUGUGUGUGCAUAUUCUUUGUAUUUUUGAGUUAGUAAAUUGACUUGUUCUUUAUUGAUAUUUCUAUUUAUCUCAAAAUAGUGUUAAUAUUUGGUUGUCAUGACAUGUUUUGUGGUGUGUUGUUUUUUUUUCCUUCAAAGAACACCAAAUUUCAUGAUUACAAAGUUGUCAACAGGGUGUAUGUGGGCCCAUUUCCAAAAAGAGAGUGGAAAAAACAAACCCAUAGAAUAAUUAGAUGUAAUGUUUACACUGGUAAUGUAAUGAGUUUAACAAUAUGACGAUUUAUAUAACAUGUUUUCUUAUUUGAGAAAGUUUAUUUCUUUAUCAAUCAUUAACAUCAUUUCAAAUGAUAAGAAAAAUUGAAAUAGAAGUUUUAAUUAAGUCAUUAUGAUGUCUUUAUAUUACAAAAAUGUGGUUCCACUGUGUAUGAAAGAAACCAUAUGGACUUUUAGGCAAUAUGGUGCGGGAGGUGUAAAAAUUUGAUUCACAUUUUAACACCCAUUGCUAUUAAAACUUUUAAAUGAAAAACUUUCAAAUAAAUGAGCCGCGUCACAACAAAACCAACAUAGUGCGUUUGCGACCAGCAUGGAUCCAGAUCAGCCUGCGCAUCCGCGCAGUCUGAUCAGGAUCCAUGCUGUUCGCUUCAAGUAGAGAAACUGAUAGCGAACAGCAUGGAUCCUGACCAGACUGCGCGGAUGCGCAGGCUGGUCUGGAUCCAUGCUGGUCGCAAACCCAUUAUGUUGGUUUUGUCAUGACGCGGCUCAAAUGUUAAAUCUCUAUCCAUUAACUGAUUAUCAUUCCGUACAUGAUUCUAAGAUUUCAUGACUAAUUCAUGUGCCAAGCAUAUUUAUUUAGUUUCAUUAUCUAUAAACAUUUAUUGAUUUUAAUUGAAAUUUGCAUUCUUAGGUCUUAUAGAAAACAUGGCAGGUUCUAAAAAUAUAUUAUCCAUAAAUUUUUUGUUGAUUUAAAAUUGAAGAUGAUUUAUGAAUUGGACUGGGGAUGUGCAAUGUUUUAAUUUAACUGAUGUUGCAAAUAAUAUCAAAAUGACCAAGUUCAGUUGAUUUAGGAGAAUAUAAAUAAUAUUAAAGAAUCUUGAACCACUAUAUUGUAGAACAUUAGGCCAUACUAUUUCUUAUCAUUUGUUUGUUGUAUCUUUUUCUGCAUGUAAACUUAAGAUUGUGAUAUACAUGUGAAUAUUUUGUAAAUAUGUUUUGCUCUUCAAUAUUGGAGGAAUAAAAAGUAUCUAUCUAACUGUUUCCAAUUGUAUGAGUGUGAGAAACUAGAAAACUUAAUUAUUAAUUGUUCAAUUAUAUAUGUUCAUUAAUAGUUAGAAAAAAAAAGAGAAGUUUUUUAAAUUAUUAAGGUACAAGUAUUACCUGAAGAUGUGACAGUCUGUAGAACUUUAGUCUCAUAUUUUGUUUGCAAUAAGAGAUGAAAUUUUGUAGGACCCACAAAAUCAAAAUCAUUCAGCUGUCAAGAUUUUGUAAAUGCUGUCUUACACUCUUAGGCCAUAGUAAGAUGAAAACAUUUUGAAAAUUUUAAUGUAUUGUAAGUUCUGAAUAAAGCUUCAUGCAUUAGUUCUUUUUGCAUUUGUUGUGUUCAAAUUUUGAAAAAGAAAAAUUUCAAAUUAUUUGUAUGAAACAAAUAUGCUUGCAUUUUUUUAAGGAGCAAAUAGCAUGUUCAGGAAAUCAUUGUCUCAAACGGUUUAAGCACUGCAUAUAAUAUCAGCGUAGUGUUUUGUUCUGGAACAUUUUAUUCUGUUUAUGCACAGUAUACAUGUGACAAGUUUUCAAGAAUCUAAGAUUAACCUUAAGAUUUAGGAAACAACAAAGUUGUACCAUUUAUAGAAAUAUUUCAUUAGAUUAUAGCUUUAUUCUCUUUAAAACAUUGGUAUCAGGUAUUGUGUUUAAACUUCUAAAAUGUUCAUGUGCUGGUUUUGAAAUCCUUCAUGUUAUUGUGUAAAAUCUGCUUUUUUGUGAAGUAAUAAUUUCUGUAGAUUAAGUGUACCGGUAUGUAUUAUUGUUAGAAACCCAAUACAGAAAUAAAUUUAGUUCAGUUUCGCGUGACUUGUUUUGAAUGGAAGCUGUAGAACAUUUAGGUGUAAUUGUUAGUGAAUGUCACUAAAACUAGCAUAAAAAUAAUUUAGAUAGGUUUUGUAUAACUUGUAUUGAAUGUUGUGAAAAUUAUUUGAUUUACUACACACAGAAAGAUGCUGGGUUUGGCACAUAUCUUUUUGAAAAAAGAGAUACAAUUAUGUUAAAAAAAUUUGUAAUAAAUUUACCAAAAAUUAAUACUUCAUAAAUAUUCAUUAUUUUACAAGAGUAGCUUCUAUUUUAUGUUCAUAAAUAUUCAUUAUUUUACGAGAGUAGUUUAUAUUUUAUGUUUAAUUUUAUAUUUGUCAGGGUGAUUUGAAAUAUAAAUAUACUAUUUCAUUUUCUCCAUGUUCUCCAUUUUUUUGAGGAAAAAGAACAACAACAAAAAAAUGUCUGAAGUCAUUUGAAAAUGUUUGAUAGAAAUAAAACACAUUGCUUUUAAAUAGCUAGAGACUUUACCUCAAAUGAUACAAGCAGUUCAGCAUUUUCAGUAUUAAUCCUCAACCAUUCUGCUCACAUGCAAUUUUGAUCGCUAUUUUUCAAAGCCAUAUUGUUAAAUAUAACUGUAAUUUCACUAUACUUGAUGAAAUAUGGAGCAUAUAUUUAUUCAUUACCAAUAAUCCAGUGAUAACCGUGUCUGGAUGUAGCUUACAUCUGAAAUCUUACAGUGAAAUAAACGUACAAUCUAUAUUUAUAUUUUAGGCUAAAUCUGAUUGGUCUUUCAAAAGCAAAAUGAUAAUUCAGGAAUAAGAUUAAAAAUUAGUAACUCCCAUGUCAAUCAGUCCAAAAGAAGUUAAAUCUACCCCAUGUUAAAUGAUCUACACAACAAAUCACUUUCAAUUCACAUUUCCCAGAGUGCAAUUUUAUGUUAAAAUGUAGACUGGGUACCAAUCUGUCCUUGGGUGAAUUUGAAUUUAGACUGAUUUGCCUUACAUUCUUAAUCUGAGUCGAUAUAGAAUAGCCAUGUUGGUGAAGUUUGGUAUCAUAGAUACCUGGUAUUAUAUAUAGUACUUUGUUAUAUUGUUUUAUGUAGUUAACAGAAGCCAAAUGUGAAUACCAGUACAAAAGUAUGUAUAGAUAUGCUCUCAUUUUGAAAUCGACAAAGCACCAUGUCUCAAUGUUUGACGAUUUUGUCUAUAUCAUGUAAGAUAUGUAACAAAUUUAAUUUUUGUAGAUUUGAGAUUAAAUUUUGUUUAUAUAUGUGUAUUUUGUACAAUGUAUGAACACUUAACACUUUUCUGUAAUAAGUUACUGCUGAAAAAUAACAAACACUAUCCUGUUACCUAAAUUUUAACCAGUGAAAACAAAGGACAUUUUGCAUUUAGUUUGGCAAUACACUGUAAGAAAUUUCUUAUUUAAAAAACAGUUUGGUGAAGAAAAGAAUUGAGAAAUAAGAAAAAGAGGUUUCAGUAUGUAGAUAUGUUUUCAUAUUAUUAUACAAAGCAAAGAUACUGACAAAAAGAGGGGCUGAUCAAAAAGCUGAUUAUGAAAUCCUGUCUUUUUUGUUUUAUUUUUUUAAAGAAUAAAUAUGUAUGAAAUUCAAUGUCACCUUUUUAGUCAGCCUUUUUUUCUUUCUUAAACUAUAAAAGAAUUAUAAUUUACUGCUUGAAAUUAUUGUUGAUGCAUAAACAUGUAGGAAAUGUUGUUAAAUUUGUGUCAUCGAUCAUUUUAAACAAGUGGUUUUCAGUUUUUCUUUUUUUAUAUAUUAUAUUGAAGUGUUUCACAACAUGUAUGUAUGUAUUUGUACUUUGUUGACUCAUUAUUUAGUGAAUUGUAAAUAUUAUCAUUGUGAAUAUUAAAGAUGAUAAGAUGUCAUUA
This is a messenger RNA of Ruditapes philippinarum (Manila clam), 6578 nucleotides long. Its product is annotated as stromal membrane-associated protein 1-like. The transcript is spliced from 13 exons. Bases 84 to 1553 code for a protein of 489 amino acids. Gene Ontology annotation, molecular function: metal ion binding; GTPase activator activity. The record is from RefSeq and is a predicted model, not a curated record. NCBI's taxonomy places the organism in Eukaryota, Metazoa, Mollusca, Bivalvia, Venerida, Veneridae.